AUGACGGAGUCGGACUGUUUGACUGUAUCACCUCCACGUCAGAAUCGUCGUCGAUCGAACGCUGUCAGUCUUGCUGGCUCUCGUGCGAUUGAUCCGAGCGUGCUCAACCGAAGUCCCGAUGGCGAUGGCGAGGGCGAUGGAGAUGGAGAUGGAGAUGGAGAUGGAGAUGGAGAUGGAGAUGGAGAUGGAGAUGGAGAUGGAGAUGGAGAUGGAGAUGGAGUCGGAGUUGGUGAUGACGAUGACGAUGACGAUGAUGAUUAUGGUCUUGCACCCGAAGCUCCCAAACAACGUGAUAUUGAAGAAAAGCAUUAUAACAAUCCCCGAGUGCUCACUCAUGGUUUCGACAUUCCUUCAGAGGCCGAGUCUGGAUCGGCAGGUUCAGAAAGGACCUUUCGUGAAAGUGGAAUAGCGGUCAUCACUUCGAUCGAUCCAUCCCUACUUGUGAGCGAGCAAGAACGAUAUACUCAAGAGUCGCAGACCGUUCCCCAUUCAUGGUGGUCACUUGAACAAUUAGCUGCUCAUCGAAACUCCUCCAGAAGACCGCGUAAAACUAUCCGCAGUGGUGCGAAAGAGAUUGACCGUUCCCUGGUUAUGGAGAACUCCCCGAUCUUAUCAUAUGGAGGUUUGAUAGAGAGUUCAUGUCUACUUCAUCAACAUCGAGUCGCUAGCUUCGAACCUCCUACACAAUGGCUUUGUCAACAUGAUGGAUCUUCGACCGAGCCGAUAUAUCUGUCAAAUCGAUUCGAAGAGAAAGUUGACUCAACAACAGCUGUGACAUCAUCAGUCCCAACGGUGAAGUUGACACCGUAUAAACCCCAGAAACCUCCUCCUCCGCCAGGAAGAUACCCACUCAGAUGUUAUCCCGACCCUGGAACCGAUUCUCCCGUGAGAGCGCGAUGGGAGGACGGCACUUAUCAGCUCACGGAGGACGAUGAAGAUGAUGCGUACAACAUGUCGAGUGACGAGGAGGAGUAA
Molecule: messenger RNA, 975 nt
Organism: Tremella mesenterica DSM 1558
Lineage: Eukaryota; Fungi; Basidiomycota; Tremellomycetes; Tremellales; Tremellaceae
Exons: 1
Coding region: 1-975 (324 amino acids)
Source: RefSeq, a predicted model, not a curated record